CUGUGACUUUAUCUUCCUCUCUUUUUUUUUCAUUUUGGGUGAUGGCGAUACGUUAGUCAAGCUUUUCGUCGGCGCGGAUGACGGUGCUACUUGGAUGUAUGUUUCUGGACUUUUCAGCGUAUCAUGACCGCGCGCCUCUCCCCCUCUCCCCAAGUCUUUUCGUUUCCGCGUGAAGUUGAAAGGAGGAGAAAACACAAUGCGAGGGAAAUACUUUCUUCUCGGCUUCUUGUUGCUCAAACUUAUGGCUCUGGUGUGCAAGGCCGACGGCGAGCCGGGGAUGCUCGGAGGAUUCGUAAUGAUCGCCACCUCCAACGGCUCCAGGGAGGAGGAGAGCGUGUCCGAGGAGACCCCGCACACGGAGGACAAAUGUCGGGGUUACUUCGACGUGAUGGGCCAGUGGGACCCGCCGUUCGUUUGCAAAACGAGCAAUUUUCUCUACUGCUGCGGCACCUGUGGCUUCCGCUUCUGCUGCUCCUACAAGCACUCGCGCCUGGACCAGAGCACCUGUAAAAAUUAUGACACGCCAUUGUGGAUGAAGACCGGGCAGACUCCGUACAACAAGAAAAACAAGACGCACGACAGCACCAAAGACAAGACGAACUUAAUUGUUUACAUCAUAUGUGGAGUAGUGGCCAUCAUGGCUCUUGUGGGGAUUUUCACCAAAUUAGGGCUGGAGAAGGCGCACCGACCCCAGAGAGAAAACAUGUACAGGGCCGUUGCCAGUGUGCUGCAGGGCGGGUGUCCAGGUGAGCAGUAUCGCGGGGAGGAGGCCCUGGGGAUGCAUUCGCAGCACUGUGUUACCAGGACCACAAACCUCCAGGGCGGACAGAUCAACAACAAUGUGGGCGCGGGCUCAAACAUGGGCCAGCAGCACCCGUACCCUGCUCUCAGCCAGCUGACUCACGUCUAUGAGCAGCAACAGCCACAGCAACAGCAGCAACAUCAGCAGCAGCAUCAGCAUCAUCAUCAUCAGCAGCAGCAGCAGCAGCAGCAGCAUCAUCAGCAGCAGCUUCAGCUUCAGCUUCAGCAACAGCAGCAGCAGCUUCAAAAUAGGGAUCUUAAUAAGUACGCCUCUCUGAAGGCUGUGGCUGCCAAGUAUAACGGUGAACUUUACACCAAGCGUCGCCUGAUGGUGGAGCUGCCAACAAAGGGCGGACUUCCUCUUCAACCGAUGGGCAACUCCAGACCCUCGAUGGGCACCAUGUCGUCGAUGACUCCUGCGAUGACUUCCAACCCAAUGGCUUCAAAUCACAUGGCCUCCAAUCACAUGGCCUCCAAUCACAUGGCCUCCAAUCACAUGAACCACACCAUCACCCAGAUGACGUCAAUGACUCCAAUGACCUCCAUGACACCCAUGACAUCCCUCACUCCAAUGACCACCAUGACCCCUAUGACUUCUCUGGGUCCAUUGACUCCAGAACCAGUGGCCACCUAUGUCACGGAGAUGCCCAGCAUCUCCUCCGUUUCAACCCUUCCAACAGAACGGCACAUAGCAGGUGGAGGAGGGGGACUUAAGCCUAACGGCCAGAAACCCAAAGUCGGCUAUGGCAACAUCACCCACAGCUCUCACAUCUCUCACCCUCACGCUCACAGUCAUAGUAGCAAGCCACCAGGACUUGGGGCCACCUCCCUGGCACACAUGGCAGGGACCAUGCCAGGAGGCACAUCCUUGGGUAUCUCCAGGGCUGCUGAAACCUCCAUUGGCUCCAGCUCAGCCACAAUGGGCCGCCCAAUGGCAUACAGUUCCAACACAAUUGCGACUGGGCACGGGAUGGGACUGGGGCUGAAGGGCUGGGAUGGGACUGAGACAGUGGGUCGGAGGAAGACCUACGGGCACAAGAGGCCUCAGUGUACCGUGCUGGAGCCAAACCAGCUCCACAGCACCAGGGGUCAAAGCCACAGCCAACACUUCCUCCCCACACAGCCCUACUUUGUGACCAACAGCAAGACAGAGGUGACUGUGUGAGAACGAGAGAGAGAGAGGGGGGAGAGAGAGCGAGAGGAAGACAGGGAGGGAAAAAGGAUGCAUGUGAAGUGGUGGCACAACCUGUGGUGUUCAAAAAGGUACAGAUCCUUGUGUGUAUUUGUGUGAAGAAAGUGAAGCUUGUUGGUGUCGUGCUGAAUGUGGUGGGACAGAGACACUGCGUCCUCAUUUCACAACCGCAGAGUUCACCAAUCAAAUUACUGAACGGACCUUUGUUGUCAAGAGGAUGGUUUGACCGCAACAGAGAGCAACCGCUAGAGCAGGGAUUUCUGCGCGAUAUUAGGUUGUUGUCUCAUGGAUAAUAUCGACUCUGUAAUGACACAAUAUCUGAGCAUUACGGACGCUGAAAUGGGAACCUGCUGGUAAUAAAAUGAUUGGCUUAUACUGUACGAACCAAACCUGAGAAGCAAUAUAGAGGAUCAAGUGUGAAGCACCGAAGCAUCUUGGGGGGAAAGAUGAAACACAACAGGUUCGCCCGCAAACCUCAUCUGCCCGACAAAGCAUCGGCCGGCUUAAAAGGAAUACCAUUCCCUCAUAAUUCAGUCCAGAGAUCUACUGAGACAGACACACGCAGACACACAUGCUGGGCUUUGGAAUGCAGACACACAUGUGGGGCUUUGUACUGUGGCUAUUCAGAAGCGCCCUCAUAAGCUCUGCAGCUGAAGGUCGCCCUUUUUGGUUUUUUUUUCCCACAAGGCUGCGGCACACAGAAUGGACGCUGUCACUCUGGCAUUGUUCUGUUCUGAUCUCGUCUGUGUGGUGACAGCUGGCCGAGAGGAGGGAUAAGGAGGCAGCGAGGCGGCAUCUGGAUGCUGCCGCUGCUCGCAGAGGCUCAAACACCAACACACACACACACACACACACACACACAUGCAGAUUUAUAUAUAUAUACUGUAGCAACACAAUGUCAACUGAACAACUGUAUGGUGGUAGCACUUUACAGUACAGUAACAAUAUGGGAAUAAUAGUUCGUAUUAUGGUAAUCUUAUAUCUAUAAUCACCAAAUCAAAGCUUGUUGAUGCUGAGAAAAUUCAACUUUAUAAUAUAGUAAUUAUCAGUUUUUUGAAGGUACUACACUCAUGGUAGCCUAUAGUAAUUAGCUGUCACCUGCAGUGUAUUACUUUGUAAACGCCAAUAUUAUCUCCUUUAGAGCUGAAACAAUCACUUAAUUAAUCGAUUAUUAAUCGGUCACUAAAUUAGUCAACUAUUUUGACAAUCAAAUUGGUUUAAGUGUUUUUAAGGAAUUGAAACAAGUUUUCUGAUUUUCCAGCUUCUUAAAUGAAUAUUUUUUGGUUUCUUUGCUCCAUAAUAACAAAGAAAUCAUGAAAACAGAGUAGUUUUUGGACAAAACAAGACAUUUGAGAACAUCAUCCCUCCUUGGUUUGAGAAUUACCGAUCAACAUAGUAGUUGCAGCUCUAAUUUCCUUAUUAACCCUUAGAACACAGAGGCUAUAAGAAUGUGCAAUAUAGAGUUUCUUAUAUCCUUUUUUCAGCACAACCUAUAGGUAAUCUGAUGACAUGAUUUAUAUAAACACACCUGAGCAAAAUAUACUCAAAUUUUAUAAAAAUCUAAUUAAAUUUGGAAGUGUGUCACAAUUCGAAGUUGGCUUGGCUCGUUUUUUUGAACAAAAAUAAAAUAAAAACGGACUAAUUUUGUGACUUCUGCACAGGUAUCUACUACUAAAAAUACUACUAAACACAUAAGAAGACUAAAAAACACAUUUUAUAAAGCCUGAAGAUGUGACCUAUAAACUAUUUUUGAAUUGUGUAUUACCAAGGGUUACCGCACUAUUUCCAUUGCCAUAAUAUAAUCAUAGACCAUGUUGUUACUGUAAUGUAAAGUGUUGUAUGUAAACUAUGGUAACUAGCAUAUUUUAUUAAGUGGACCAAAUGUAAGCUUUGGCUUCUCAACAUUUCAUUUCUGCACACCAUUUGCACAAAUAAUGUGAUAUUUCUAUAGUUUUUAGUUAAGUAAAAAAAGAAGAAGCAAGGAGUCAUUGUCAAAAAAAAAAAUUAGGGUAAAAUUCACAAGCAGUAGAAAGUAGGAAAAUAACUUAUCUGGGUUACGUUACUCACAUAUCUAUACAAAAAGGGGGCUUCUCUGAGCUUAUAUGCCACUUUUCUAAUGAUGUAUUUAUUAUCACCUGCAGCCACUGGUAUUAUUUCUAACCUUGUCCUUCUACAACGCCAAUUACGAUGCAUUUCCAAGUGAUCCCAUUGCACACAGAGCUCAGCCAACAACGAGGACGCGUUACGAUUCGAUUGCUUCCACCAAAUCCGGUACAAACGCAGUUAUUCAUACGAAAUUUUAUGUGCAAAUGUCGAACCCGACACAUUUGAUUCUACUCUAUUUUAAGGCCUGUAAAUAUAAGAGGACGAGCAACACUGUCACACACAAAACAAGUGAGCCAGCCGAGCGUCAGAGAGCGGCGGGUCGACAGUUUGCCUCACGCUGUGAAACCUCCCCACUGCGUCGAGGGCGUCACAUGACUGAAUAUUCCCGACACCAAACUGAAGCCGUGGAAGGGGGAUUUGGAGCAUUCAAACGUGUCACCUGUCCACACACACACACACACACAGAGUAAACGUUACAAGCUGGAUCCUGCUUCCUGUCUGAUCACACGGUGCCGAGCGGCAGUGGUGAGACGAGGAGUCAGCACUGUUACUGCGUCUGUUGUACAUGAAAGACUGUGAAACUCCAGACCAUGGCCCUUUGUAGCGAUAACUGAUAUUAUGCUUUUUAUAUCUAUAUAUAUAUCUAUAUAUAUAUGAAUAUAUAAAUAUACAUAGGCUUUGUUGCUUAAGCUCUUUCUUUUCACGCUUCUAUUCCUUUCUUCGUCUCUUUUACUUCUUCGCUCCCCCCCCCCCCAUUGCUCACGUCUGAAUGAAAUAUGUGAGAGAAACAAUAACGGGGCUUUGAUGAAGCGUUUCUGUGAUAGUGGAGUGCAGUCACGAUAAGACAGUGAAGAAUAAUAAUAAUUCACCCCCCCCCCCACAACCUUUGGAGGCAUGAUUGGUUUUGUCGCUAUUGUUCUAACAGGAAAUAUGAGUGAUUGAUUCUGUGUGUGCCAAAAUGUAAUUUAGUUUGCAAUUUUUUACCAGUCUGUGCGAGAGAGAGAAAUUAUAGUCUCUGACUGAGGGAAAACUUUAAUAUAUAAAUGGAACUUACAAAUCCCAUGUAUGCAUUCCCUCCUUUUCUUGAUAGCCGGUGGUUUUUUGUGUUUGCGACAGAGUUGAGAAGCAGGUCAAUGUUUGCUCAGGAUGUGCAUUAAUCCAGCAAAGCAUGAACGUGGAGAUAUGAAGCCUAUUUGAAGCCCCCCCGUAACUGCUCCAUCCUUAAAGCCCAUUCAGGUCCAUAAAAGCAGACAGUGGAACAAUUGCUAAGGCAGUGGAAACAAACAACAACAACAACAAGAAAAAGGCCUUAUCCCUCACUGUAACAGCUCAAAUAAACCUGAUAGAAAGCAGAGAAUUGGUUGUGCUGUUUGGGUCACGGCUGACAGGGUCAGGGCUGCAGAUGAGUGGCUUUCAGGAGGCGGUCAUGUCUGACAUUUUUCAUCAGACCAGUCAGUCGGGACAAAAACAUACCACAGCAGAGACAAAAGGACACUUGUUGUCUACAGGCUCGGAGAGCGAGGGACGUGUUCGUCAAAGAUUUUCUUAAAAACCACUUUAGUUCGUCUGAUACUAAAGAAAUCCAGCACAUUUAGAUUUAAAGAAAAUGUUGGGCUGUCACUUUCUCCCAAAAAAGUUCAAACUAAUAUUAUGUGAUACGCUAUUAACUUCAGAGAUGUUUUGGACUGUGCCGUGACUACUUGAUGUUCUGCUGUGCUUCUAGACUGUACGUUCUCAAUUCAAACAGAUUCUUAAGGUUUGAGUUUGAACUUUAGCCCCAACUUGGAACAGAUAUUUGCCUAAAAAGUGACAGCCCGUGACAGGAGUCAGUUUGCAUUAUUCCUCAUUAUUCCUUAAUUAAUGCGACAGAUUCAUAGCUCAGACAUGGUUGCCUUUCUUUGGCUUGUUUACAUUUCUUAAACUAACUUUAUCUCUUUUUAUUUUUACUCCAGUGUGAGUUUGACUUCCUGCCGUUACUUUUAUAGCAAAUGACCAACUUUGUCCACAACAAUUAUUUUCUUUUAUCUUCAGUGAGAUAACAGCAGAGGCUAUCACGUACAGGGUAUACUAAACAAAACGCUUUUUCACAUGUCCAACAUGGCAACCGUUUUAUAUUAGAAAUCCUGCCAAGGUUUCAUGAUGAAAAAACAAUACAAAGACACAUGAAUGAUGUUGUUGUUAUUCACAAACUUCAGAGUGAGCAACUUCACCCCCUGUAACGUCUCACCACCAACCAAGACACCGCAAAAAUGAGAUCCCACUGUAGGAUUGACCACCCAGUGGGAAUUCAUUGCUCUGAACCCUCCAGGUGUCUGAUUGCCCUGUGGGAGCGCUGGGGGUUUUUUUUUUGUGUGAAUGGAGGUCAGAGGAAGAUUGGGGGGGUGAUAUUGGCCUAAUUACACGAAUCAGACCCGAGUGCUGGGGUUGCAGCAGUUCACAGGUACACUGAUCGGCAACAGAGGCAGCAAUCAGGCCGGGCCGUGCAUGCAGCCUGAUGUGCAGGGUAACACUUGGCAACACUUUUGAUUGGUUUGAAAAUGAGUCCUCACCCUCUUUUUUCUUUUCUCCCCACCAAGAAACCUGCUGUUUUUAUUUUUUGGUGCCCAGAAAUUGAACUUGCUUCUAUGUGUGAGUUCUUUUUUUUACCUUUUUCCUCUUGCCCUGAUCCACCAUGACCACUGUGCUCAGUUUUGAUAUGCUCUUAAUCUUGUCAUCCAUCCAAGAGGUGAAACUUCUGAACGAUUGGAGAGAAACCGAUGAGUCCAAAAGUCUCUCAAUAAGGACGCUGAGAAAAGCAAACAGGGGGAAAAAAAAUACAUUUGGAUUAUUUUAUAAAAUUGCAAAGGGAAAGUAAAAGUUGGAAGGCAAACACCUUGAAAUAUUCACCCUCCUACUCACUCACUCACUCACAAAAUACACUUUGACAAGAACCAGGAGUGACAAAAUCGAGCGUGUAUCGAGUCCCCACUGUGGUCUUUCAUCACACAGUCGGAGUUUUGGCUCCGUAGCAUACUCACUCCCGUCCUAGAGCGAGUAUGUUUCUCUAGAACCCGUGAAGCAAAGCUGACGAUGUGAAACGUGGACUGUUCUCCACGACACGUUCAUUUCUUUUUUUAAUUCACUACAGACAAAAAUGCAGUAUCUUCUUUUCGUUCGGGAAAAGCGGGAUCAGCAUCGUCGCGGUGAGAAAGCGUGGACGUGUACAGCACGCGGGAGACGACACUUAAGGGCUCAAACACAAGUAACACUUUCACUACAUUCUCCUCCGUUCUCUUAUGAUAAGAAACAAUAUUUAUUGUCGACAAGGGUUCCUCGUCAGCUACGUUUACGAUUUUUUUCUCUCUCACGGCAUCUUUACGCGCGACGUCCUCGCCCUCUUAUGCACACGGAAACGCCAGAGAUGCAGCGCUUUGUUGUCCAGUGACGCUCGACAAUGGCGUGCGCUUUAUUUAUAUUAUGUAUGAUUUUGAUCACGAGCCGUACACGUUUAAAUAUACUCGCCUUCAGCAUUAACAAAAAAAAAAAAAAAAAAAGGGGAACGGCAUCGAUCGUCGUUGACCUCAGAGUCUCGCCGGAGUCGUUUCCCUUUUUGACGAAAUCAAUAAGCUAUUUGCGAUAUGACUGCCAUUCAUUAGCGAGCAUAUCCUUUUGUAGAAGAACUCAUCGAUUAACUCAUUUUUGGAUGUUAAUCGCUCAUAACAUGCAAUGUUAUACGAGAUCUGAUUUUUCUAUUUUUGAUGUUCAGACAAGUUUGUGGUAUUUAUGCAUAUGUGUGUGUGUGUGUGUGGCCCCAACACUGCAGUAAAAACACAUUGUCUAUGGUAUAGAGUCCAUCAACCACAGUUGUUUUUUGCACAGUAGCUUAUAUUAUGCACCGUGAUGCCCCCCCCCCCAUCGUCCUUUUAGCAUUCACCGACUUUCUAAUUUGUUUUAAAAUGAAAAAAAAAAAAAGCUGUAUUUUGGUACUAUUCAGAUAUUGUUAGAAAAAAGAAGAGAGGUAUAGCAGAUGUUUUGUCCGAGACAUAUUAUAUUACCAUAGUGUUGCUAUAAAUUAGUCUGUUUUCCUUAUUUUGAGGAGGGAUGACAGGGAUUCUGUUUUUGUUCUUCUUUUCUUGUUGAUUUGCAAAUCUGACAGUAUAUCACCAUUGUUCUAUAUACGAUUUUCUUACGUGGCAAUAAAAGAUGACUUCUGUAAAA
Solea solea (common sole) is the source of this 8296-nucleotide messenger RNA. RefSeq names its product shisa family member 9a (gene shisa9a). The transcript is spliced from 4 exons. The coding region runs from base 197 to 1966 and encodes 589 amino acids. The record is from RefSeq and is a predicted model, not a curated record. NCBI's taxonomy places the organism in Eukaryota, Metazoa, Chordata, Actinopteri, Pleuronectiformes, Soleidae. Gene Ontology annotation, biological process: regulation of AMPA receptor activity; regulation of short-term neuronal synaptic plasticity. Gene Ontology annotation, cellular component: postsynaptic density; AMPA glutamate receptor complex; postsynaptic membrane.